This is a messenger RNA of Clupea harengus (Atlantic herring), 3827 nucleotides long. RefSeq names its product septin 15 (gene septin15). Gene Ontology annotation, molecular function: GTP binding. The transcript is spliced from 14 exons. Lineage: Eukaryota; Metazoa; Chordata; Actinopteri; Clupeiformes; Clupeidae. The record is from RefSeq and is a predicted model, not a curated record. Gene Ontology annotation, cellular component: septin complex. The coding region runs from base 117 to 1607 and encodes 496 amino acids.
AGGGUUUUCCAUCGGGCCACGCUUGAAAGAGCUGCCUAGCUAAAGGGAAGUGAUCAAUUGUGUUUGCUUUGCCUAGCGUGCACUACAGGGUUCGCAGAGGGACAGGGAGAGAGUGCAUGAGUAGAGAGAGAGUGUGUGUGUCUGUUAGCAGCAGAGCUAUAGACAGCCUGUGUGAGAAGAUGCGAUUAAGCGAGCCAGAUGGAGAUGGAGAGGGAGAAAUGGAAAGGUACGAGGCGAGGGAGAUUGACCGUGAAGCCCAACUCGGCACGGCCCUCGCAGUCAUCUGGUGUGAGCUGCACUGUCUCCAUGACGACAUCUCCUACAUUAAGGAUAUGAUGCGGAAUCAGAGGAAUCUGGAGGGAUAUGUCGGUUUUGCCAACCUCCCCAACCAGGUGUACAGGAAGUCCGUCAAGAGGGGCUUUGAGUUCACGCUCAUGGUCGUCGGUGAGUCUGGAUUGGGUAAAUCUACGCUCAUCAACUCCCUCUUCCUGACUGACCUGUACUCCAAGGAAUACCCCGGCCCUUCCCUGCGCAUCAAGAAGACUGUCCAGGUUGAGCAGUCCAAAGUCCUGGUGAAGGAGGGGGGUGUCCAGCUUACCCUGACCAUUGUCGACACACCAGGAUUUGGAGAUGCGGUGGACAACAGCAACUGUUGGCAGCCGGUUAUCAACUACAUUGACAAUAAGUUUGAGGACUUCCUGAACGCAGAGUCCCGUGUCAACCGAAGACAGAUGCCUGACAAUCGGGUCCACUGCUGCCUGUACUUUAUCGCCCCCUCUGGCCAUGGCCUGAAGCCUCUGGACAUUGAGUUUAUGAAGCGCCUGCACGACAAAGUCAACGUGAUCCCCCUCAUUGCUAAGGCCGACACACUCACGCCAGAGGAAUGCCAGCUCUUCAAGAAACAGAUUAUGAAGGAAAUCCAGGAACACAAGAUCAAGAUUUAUGAGUUUCCGGACACAGACGAUGAUGAGGACAGCAAGCUUAUCCGCAAAAUCAAGGACCGCAUGCCACUGGCCGUGGUGGGCAGCAACGUGGUGGUUGAAGUCAACGGGCGCAAGGUCAGAGGUCGCCAGUAUCCCUGGGGCGUGGCAGAAGAGGGCAUUUUUGUUGAGAAUGGCGAGCACUGUGACUUCACCGUCCUCAGGAACAUGCUGAUCAGGACUCACAUGCAGGACCUUAAAGAUGUGACCAACAACGUCCACUACGAGAACUACCGCAGCAAGAAGCUGGCCGCUCUCACGUGUAACGGGAUCGACACGAGCAAGACCAAGGGCCAGUUGACAAAGAGUCCUCUAGCCCAGAUGGAGGAGGAGAGGCGAGAGCAUGUGAUGAAGAUGAAGAAGAUGGAGACGGAGAUGGAGCAGGUGUUUGAAAUGAAGGUUAAAGAGAAGAAACAGAAGCUGAAGGACUCUGAGGCAGAGCUUGAGCGGCGCCACGAGCAGAUGAAGAAGAACCUGGAGGCCCAGUACAAGGAGCUGGAGGAGAAGAGGCGCCAGUUUGAGGACGAGAAGGCCAACUGGGAGACCCAGCAGCGCAUCCUAGAACAGCAGAAGCUGGACGCCUCCAAGACCAUGGACAAAAACAAGAAGAAAGGAAAGAUCUUCUAAGAAAAGAGGCCAAGUUUUCACUCCGUUCACUAUUCUUCAGACUAUUUUCUGCUUUUUUAUUUUUUAAUGCUCAACAUGAUGUAUGACCCGCACACACACACACACACACUCUCUCAUGCUCACAUUGGCACGCACACAUACACACAUACACACAUACACACACACACAAACACACACAUUCAGCGCAUUAACAUUUAAUGUACCUCAGACAUUCCAUUUUAACAUUCCAUCGUCGUGUACAUAAUUUAACUUGCUCAGUUGUUUUGGAGAUUUUUCCAUUGGCCUUAUGUAGUGUCAGAGCAGAGCAGAGCAGUUUUAACAGCACACACAGAACCCCUGUUCACUCUCGGCUGGACGUUCAGGGUUGUGUGUAGGUUAGCGAGAGCAUUGCUGAGCAUGACAAAGAGGCAACCCGACCCUCUGCUCCUGAAGCCGCUGUUUCUCGUAUGAUACCUGUUAUGAUUACGAAGCUUUUUUUUUGCCUCCCCAUCUUCUGCCUCCUUCAGUAGCACAGUUGAGCCCUGCGGGAUGAGGCUGCCACUGCUAGCAUGUUUGCAUGUCAGCAGGCACAGUAGCUUAUAUGCACUGUAGCUCUCGCAGAUCAUCCACACAUACUAACACACACUCACAAAAGCAGACACACAUGCCUGACCAUAGUAUGUCUUUUCAAGAGAGAAAAAAACAAAGGUGUUUGAAAGUGUUGAGGAAGGCAGAACGAAUGAAUGAACGAAUGAAUGAACGGAUGAAUGAAUGAUCUUGAAGGUGUUGGGAAUGCCAACUGUGAGGUGGUUCAGCAGGUAAAAAGUGGCACAUGGCAAGUGAAGGGCAUUGUACUGUGGACAUUUUUUUCAGGGUUUGCUCUUUCUCCCACUCAGCAUUUGCAUUAGUGAGUUGGGAGUGUGUGUGUCUGUAUGCGUGUGUUAGAGUGAAUUCAACUGUACAUUACUGAAUUUUGAGAGGUGUCAUAGAUAUUACCUGUCAUUAUUUUUUAGCAUUACUUUUAUUUGCUUUUUUUCCAGUCCUUCCCAAUGCCAUGUUUGUUUGUUUUUUUUCCCCCGUUUUUUUUUUUACGUUACUUUCCAGCAGUAAUGCCUCUCCUUUCGCUGGACGUGUAACCUAUGUCUCCCUGUUAGAUGGUGUUAUGCAGAAUAGCAUGAGUGGCAAAGUAACAAUAACUGAUUUUUAUGACUGUGUUGGUUGCGGUAAAAAUAAUAAUGAUGAAGAUGACGAUGAUGAUGCUAGAUCUACUCAGUCACCCAUCUCCCCAAUCCAUUCCGAGAAACAGUUUUGGGUGGAGGGGUAUGUCCCUUGCUCUUGUUUUUUAUUUUUAUUAUUAUUAUUAUUAUUAUUAUAAUUAUUGAUAUAAUAUUGUGAAGUGAUGGAUCUCGUUUUGAAACCUUACCCAUAGAUUCUUGCCCUUGAGUCAAAAGACUGCGUAGAGAGCUCAGGAUGCACGGGCCUCGGUCCCCUGAACCCAACUGAGGCUCUCCACCCCCACCACCACCCCCACCCCCACCCCCACCUCACCCUUACCCCCACCUCCCCCUUACCCCCACAUCUGACACCUCGCCUCCUGGAGCAACCCUUCCAAACUGACCUUGCCAUUACCAUAGCAACCUGUGUCUUUAUAUGUAGUAUAUAUGAACUGAAUAAUAGUUCUUAUGGUUUAUAUAGCAAACAGCUCACAUACGGUAUGUUCACCCAUAUGUUCUGUAAUAAACACAUUGUCACUUGUUCUCAUACCCACAAUCCACUGGUUGAUCUAUGGCAGCGUCACUAUCUCUUGGAUGGCACAAUGCAAGUGUAAGUAAUUUAUGACUUACAGCCACAUGUGCAAAGACCCAGUACAGUAUAUGGUUGAAUAUUUAUAUAUAUUUUUUUUUUUUGCGCUCCUGUAGUGUAUGGGUGGGUUGCGUUGAUGGUCAGAUCGCUCUAGAGGUCAGAGGUCGUGAGGGGUGGCAGUUGUGCUGGACGGGGAUGAGCCUUUCACACACUCACCGUCUAACCACUCCCACUGCAGUGCCCGGGCCCCUGUUUUAAUGCUAGACCUGAAUAUGACUUUAGCUAUUGUUUUGUUUUUUUUUCGUUUUUAUUAUUGUUAUUAUAAUUUUUUAUAUAUAUAUAUAUAUAUGUAUACGGUUUUCAACUUUUACUCUUUUUUUUUUUUUUUUUCUUCAUUUUAUUAUAAUAUGUUCUCUAUACCUAACUGUAUAUUAUUAA